CCUCACUCACCCUUCGCCAUCAACAACGACGUUUCACCCCCGCUUCCGCCAACCUCCAUCUAUUACCGCACUCCUCCUCGCCCGCUUUGGUCUUUCUUCCUACACGUAAAUAUAUGCUGUAGGCGCAUACGCUCGUGCACAACGCGCGAAACUCCACAUCUGCACUACGCGCCACCAUGGCGACGAAUUGGCAACCCCCCUUCGGCUUGCCCUUCACCAUGCCUAUGCCGCCGCAGACACCUCAAUCUCAGUCGCAGCAACAUGGCCAGACCCCGAAUGGCCAAUACCAGUCGCAAAAUGCUUCUUGGACACCCCAGACCGACGAUCACGCGAACCAGUGGGCCAUCCCAGGCCUCAACAACCAAACCUACAACCAAAAUUCCCAAUCAUCCUAUUCACCUUCACCAGCUGCCUGGCCGUCCUCUUUCCCCACUCCGCAAAUGUGGCAACAGGCGAUGCAGAUGCAGAUGCAGUUUCCCAUCAUGUCAAACGGCGCAUUCCCUCCACCACCCAUGCUCUAUAACAACCCUCCUCAUACCACAACUCAUCCGCCUCCACCAGGCCUUCCACCCGCUGCACCCACGUUUCAACCCGCGCAACCACCUCCGCCACCUGCAACUAACCGGCAGCAGCACUACCAUAUGGAUGCGAUGGAUGUAGACAAGGAAGACGGCGAACUGAGUGAAAGCGACCCCGCUUCUCAAUCGCCCGCUGGACAUGCAAGUGCUCAUCAACCCCCGCCUCCUCGAUCUGCUCCUCAGGCAGCACCGCGAAGCAACGGGCCUAUAUAUGCUAGUCAUCGGGAACGCUACACCCCAAAUCAGCAAGCCGCUACGCAGAAAUCGACUGUUGAGCCCGAAGCUACCGAUAGCAUAGUGCAGCAGCGGGACGAGGCUCAAAAGUUCAUUAAGCUCUUGCACGGUAACAAUAUCGGCUACCGCGCUUUGGCCAAUGAGGAUCUCGAUACCGACCUUCUACGGGGCUUAUAUCGAUCUCUGAAUCUGCCCUCUGAACCCGAGCCUGUACCACCACCCAAAGCCACUACUGGGCCGGCGGCUUCCACCGCGCUCUCCGCGACUACUCCUUCCACCCCGACCAACAAUACCGCCGUGUCAAAUAACAACAAGCUGAGCUCGGUGAAAACCAACAUUGCGCCAGUCCCGCCUACCAAGUCUGCCCCAUCUCCGGUUGACCGUAAAGAUUACAUUGCGCGUUUGCAAGCUGCGAAAAAAGGAAAGCAGGUUGCAGCGACCAAGGCUGCAUCUCCGCAACAAGCGCAAACGCCGCCUGCGUCCGCUACUCCCACGCCAGCAGCCAAUGCUCAGCAGCCCAGCGGAGAAGAACAGCAGACCCAACAGGCUCGCCAGAACCGGGUUAUACAAGAAAGGAUCCAAGCACUGAAGAACAACCCUGCCACGCCUGUUCCAACGCAGCCUGCGGCUAGCAAGACCCCGCUUAGCAACGGACCUCCCGCGACUGGUCUUCAAUCUCCUGCUUCAACUGCCGUAGUGAAACCCUUAUCUCUUCCUGCAAAACCUCAAUUGCCAUCACAAGUCACCCCUACGACGCCGUACUCUGGUAUUCCCGGGCUGUUUAUGAAUUUGCCGUCCACAAUGCAAGGGCCUCCCCCCACUUUGAGCGGCACAAAACGGCCUCUGCCUUCCGAUUCCAUGGACACACCAGCAGCUGCUACUAGUGCUAACCCUGAGCCAAAACUUGUCAUCGAGCCGAAUAAUCACAACAAUAAUGCUGAAACUGAAGGUGCCCGGCCUUCUAAGCUGCCAUUACGAACUGCGCAGCAAAACGAACAACGAGUUGCCGCACCGAACGCUGCGAGCACACCAUCACGCCCUGCAUCUGUCAAUCCUGUUCAGUCAGCAGUCAGCACGCCUGAUAUUCAAGCUCCCUCUAGCCAAGCACGCAACGAGGAGAUGGAAGACAAACAGAAACGCCUCGCCGCAGCAAAGCUACAGGCAAUUCAAAAACUGAAACAGCAACGAGAACAAAACAAACAACAGAAGGCAAAGCUGGCCGAAACACCUGAAAAGGAAACAAUGGUGCAACAAGCGACUGUACCCGCACCCACAGUACCUCCACCUGCGAACACAACUCAACCGGGGGAUAUUGCAGCUCCAGGCGCCUCUUCUAUUGCACACGUGGAUGAAGGUUCUCUGCGAAGUGUCAAAAGGCUUCGUAGAGCCAAGAUUGAAAAAGACUUGCCCGACUUGGAUGCGGAAUUGGCGGCUAAUUCAGCAAAGAUGGAUAAGCUGGCCAAAGAAUUGCAGGAACUUGCUGCCAAUGACAAGCGCAUGCAGGAGGAUAAGGCGAAGCUGAUUGAAGAGCUAGAGCAGCUUGGAAUUGACACCGAAGGUAUGGAGCACAGUGAGUUGAGGGCUACCAAAGAGGCGAUUGAUCGAGAACAAGCAACCGCUGUUCCUCCUGCUGGUUCUGAGCCAUCUGCUGCACUGCAUACGUCACCUGUGGACUCUACCGCACCAGCUGUUCCUCGCUCCUCUCCGCCUAAGCCCAGUCAACCUAGUAGUGCACUAAUUGGCUUGCCUCCUAAACCUGUCUCAGCCGCGCCAAUCGACGUGACACCUACGCACAGCAGUGGUAUUCCGGGACUGGGAGCUCCGAUCACUCGACCAUCCUUUGUUGAUGCGGCGUAUGGCUCACGAUCUGGGACUAAUGCCUCGAGUCGAUCAGAUGCUGCCUCCGCGGCUCCCAAGGCUUCUGCUGUGACGGAGUCUGCAACGCCCAUGACCGAAGAGGAGGACUUCUACUCCCCCAAGGAAGCCGAUGCCCGUUCAAGCAAAAAUGUGGUCCCAAAUUCCCCUUCUGAAGAUGGCGAGGUCGCUAUGUCCGAAUCCGAGGAAGAGUACGAGCCUGACGAGCCGCAAGUACUUAUUCAGCAGGCGCCGCCUCAGCCCGAGCAAGAAGCUGCACCUAAAUUGACCGAUGAUGUGACAACUGCGACCUCACCGACAUCGACCUCUGGUGACGACGGGGAGCUUGCAUCUCCCGACGAGGCCGAAGAGGCCGACGAUGGCGCUAUGGACAUCUCUUCGUCGGAAGAUUCAGACAGCUCCGAUUCAGAUUCGGACUCUGACUCUGACGCCGAUGCAACCACGAAAAGCCCUCCUCGAGGAGUGAUUGUGAUCAACGAUGGUGCACAACCUGCAGACAAUGUGGUUUCGGAUCCCGAGCAAGCUACUGCUGUAACCCAACAACCACCGGUCGAUCCUUGGGCGUAUGUCCCUUAUGAGAGUCCAUUGCGAAAGUUCAAGUCGUAUCGCUAUCAUCCCAAGUACGCUGGGGAAGUACAGAGCGGCUAUCUAUCUUUAACUUAUAGUCAUCAAAUUGACCCUGAUACGCCUGUCUGUCCCACCGAGGCACAAGGAGAAAUGUGCUUGGACCCGAUUUGUCAGAACCAGCACUUUUGUCAAAUGAGUAUUAGUGGUGAAAAACUUCUCGUGCAGCUUGGCACUGCCAAUCCGGGUAAGACACCUGAUGAGAAAACGCAGUGGAACGAAGGGCUCCGCAAUGUGUUGAAGAAUCUUCGAAAGGAGAAUUCCAAGGACCCCAACGCCAUUGCUCAGGAGAUUGCCAAGUUCCGUCGCGAGUUCCUGAAAGACGAUACCCGAGUCGUCAAUCUCCAAUGA
Molecule: messenger RNA, 3662 nt
Organism: Periconia digitata
Lineage: Eukaryota; Fungi; Ascomycota; Dothideomycetes; Pleosporales; Periconiaceae
Source: the annotation of a GenBank genome assembly